GUCCAAAUCUCCUCCUUUUCCUUCCGCAACUUCUUCCGUCCACAUCUCUUCCUCUUCCUCAAUCAAACACAACAAACCAUCAAUCAAACACAACAAACCAUAUUCCUCUUCUGCUCCAAUUCUUUUCUCUCGCAACCAUGACCAGCAACUCCGGCGAAUCGGUGAUUAACCUUGACGACACCAACACUGUCAUCACGCUGAAUCCAGCGUCUCAACUUCCUGCCAAACUCUCAGGAGAUAACUUUCCCACUUGGCGUGCCCAGCUGUUCACCCUUCUCCGAGGUCUUGAUCUCCUCAAAUUUCUCGAUGGAACACAUCCAGCGCCGGCAGCUACGGCCACUCCGGCGGUUCGGACUCACUGGUUCAGACAGGAUCAACUCCUCUUACAUGCCAUUCUUGCUUCGGUCUCUCCCGGUAUUGCACCCUAUGUCUCAGCGGCUGAAUCAUCUCGUGAGGCCUGGACAAUUUUGGAACGAAUGUUUGCCGGCCAAUCCAGGCAACGAGUCAUUCAUCUAAAGGAAAAACUCCAUCGUGAAAAGCAAGGCAACCGCCCAGUCUCGAUCUACCUUCAGACCAUGCGCACCACCGCUGCAGAGCUGGCUCUCGUCAACGAUCCUGUGGCCCCUGAAGAUCUGAUUCUCCACAUCCUCCGCGGCCUGCGUGAGGAAUAUGGCCAGCUCUCGGCUGCUAUACGAGCUCGGGACACUACAAUUCGACUUGAAGACCUGCAUGACCGCCUUGUUGAUUUUGAAGCCGACUUGGCUGCAACGCACGUCCCGGCUGCGCCAACCACUGCCUUUUCCUCCUCUCGCGGCCGUUCCCGUGCGCAUACCCAGCCUCGUCGCAGUUCUCCCACACCGCUCUCCUAUGGGUAUGAUCAUUACACACAGCGCCGCCCUCCUAGUCCACACUCUCCUCGUGGAUCCUCCUCUCGGCCAUCUUCUGGCUACUCGUCCAGCCCAACGGCGCCUUCCCUUCUUGGCCGGCCUCAGCUCAUGUGUCAAUUCUGCGACAAACCCGGCCACUCAGCCAAAGACUGCUAUCGCCUUCGCGAUCGUCCACAGGUGCACCACACGACCACUAUGCACCAUUCUGAUGCUGGUUGGUUGGUGGAUUCAGCCGCCACUAAUCACAUGACACCUGAUCUUGGCGGACUCUCCCUCUAUUCCGAUUACACAGGUCCCGAUGAGGUUCUUAUCGGCGACGGGUCAGGAUCUAGCCACGGGGGCGCAGCUGCUUCGAGGCCAGAAUAAGGGUGACGUCUAUGAGCUGCCACGGGAGUCGCCAUCUAUCCGGCUGGCGUUGUCUGCGAUCAGGGUCUCUCCUACGCUCUGGCAUAACCGGCUGGGCCAUCCUCACCUCAAACUCCUAUCCCGUGUUAUUCGUAAACAGUCUCUUCCCAUUACCUCUGCUUUGUCUCAUUCUUCGUGUGAAUCUUGCUCUCUCCAUAAAAGCCACAAAUUGCCUUUUUCGGUUUCUAGUCUCUCUAGUGCCAGACCGUUUGAUUUGUUAUACAUGGAUGUUUGGGGGCCUUCGCCCAUAAUUUCUCAUGAUAAUUUUUCGUAUUAUUUAGUCAUUGUGGAUCAUUACACGCGAUAUACAUGGCUCUAUCCUAUGUCUCGCAAAUCGGAUGUUUACACCAUUUUCACCACAUAUAAAACGAUGAUCGAAAA
Messenger RNA from Linum trigynum, 1673 nucleotides. Lineage: Eukaryota; Viridiplantae; Streptophyta; Magnoliopsida; Malpighiales; Linaceae. The record is from the annotation of a GenBank genome assembly.